This is a messenger RNA of Brettanomyces nanus, 1656 nucleotides long. RefSeq lists its product as uncharacterized. The transcript has a single exon. Gene Ontology annotation, molecular function: DNA-binding transcription factor activity, RNA polymerase II-specific; RNA polymerase II cis-regulatory region sequence-specific DNA binding. Gene Ontology annotation, biological process: regulation of transcription by RNA polymerase II. NCBI's taxonomy places the organism in Eukaryota, Fungi, Ascomycota, Pichiomycetes, Pichiales, Pichiaceae. The record is from RefSeq and is a predicted model, not a curated record. The coding region runs from base 1 to 1656 and encodes 551 amino acids.
AUGACAUCAUCCUCAACCUCAAAAUUCGCUAAGAUUUCCGCUGCUGGGGCUACUGCAGCUCCUUCGAAACUUCCAUCAACCUCUGAGCAUCAAUCUCAGGGUUCGUCUGGUUCACGUAAGACCUUAGACCUAGAGCCCAAUCCUUUUGAGCAGUCGUUUGCUCAAACUAAGGAUGGCCAUGCAGAUACAGCAGGAUCCAAUGGAGCAGAUGAAGGCAGUAAAGGCGUUGAAGUCACAGGAGCUGGAGCUGGAGCCGGUGGAGAGGUUGGCAUCGAUGAAGCAUCUAGGAUCAAUGGAGGCAGUCAAAGUAAUGCAAAUGGAGCCGCGCUUGCUACCUCUAAAACUGCAACUGUUACUUCAGUUCCUAGUUCUCUAGCAGCUAUCGCUUUACCUCAAAGCUUUAUGCAUCAGCAGCCACAGGUCAAAUCUGAUGCUCAGGCACAGCCUCCUCAGCAGCUCUCUCCUCCAGUGCUAACUCCAGGUGGAACACGUAGACUUCAUACUUCAAGUAUGCUACCUCCCCUGGUAGGUAUGAUGUCUCCUGGUGGAGGCUCUCUGCCUGGAACGCCUGGGCUUUGGUCUGCAUUCUUUAGUGGUGGUGGUGGUUCAGGAACCCCUGGCAGUGCAACUGCCCAAUAUUUCAAUAUUAAUCCUUUGAAUGGAGCCAGUGAUCCACAGCAGCAACAAAAGCAACAGCAACAGCAACAGCAGCAGACUUCUGCUCAGGCUCAGCAGGGACAGCAAUACUUUAACUUUGUGUCUGACUCCAGGAAGGCUGGCCUAACUCCUAACGAAAGUUCUAUGAGGACAGGUAUCACUUCUGGAGGUGGUAUGUUAUCAGCGCAUCUCCCUGGAAGUAAUGGAUUCAAUUUAAUGAUGGGAACUAUGCCUUCUGACCCUAUUUCCGGGAUUCCUUCCACCCCUGGAGGGUCACUUGCCUCGUUUACUCUACAAGGUAGUGCUACUGGGGAGGGAAACCGAGGCACGGGAGUCACGGGACUUUCACAGCCUCUAAACUUGCCCAAUCUGAAGCUGCCAGAUAGUAUUACCACGCAUAAAAGUAAGGUGAACAGCAAGAAGAUAUGGGACGUGAAAUCUUUGGGGGUGGCGGCUGAUAGUUCUGGAGCUUUUAAGGGAAAGCAUUCACUGAAAAACAGUGAUAAAGAGUUGUCCAAUAAGAAAAGAAAAUUAAGCGUAAAGAAGGAAGCUUCUGCUACAUCAUCACCACCACCACCACCAGAUAACUACGAAAGUGGUAACGGUAGGAAGAGAAAAUCUCGCGGUGAGAUGACGGAAGAAGAGAAGAGACAGAAUUUCCUUGAGAGAAACAGACUUGCAGCGUCUAAGUGUAGGCAGCGGAAGAAGAGGAUGGUGGAGAAUAUGAAGGAAGAAUUGGACUUUUACACCAAACAAUAUCAGAGUCUGAACUCUCAGGUCAGUAUAUUGAGAGAGCAUGUGCUGACAUUGAGAACGAUCUUGUAUGCUCACAAGGCAUGUCCGCAACUCGUCGAGCAGGUAGGCGGCAUAGAGACUCUCAAUACUUUACUAAACGGUACAAACUACGUGGCCCAGCUUCCACAGGCACAUCAGGCUCCUCCACCAACCCAAUCUCCCCUAACUACUCAAGAGAUUUCGAGCUUACAAAGCCUCCCCUAA